Messenger RNA from Entrophospora candida, 645 nucleotides. The record is from the annotation of a GenBank genome assembly. Lineage: Eukaryota; Fungi; Glomeromycota; Glomeromycetes; Entrophosporales; Entrophosporaceae.
GUAAUUGUGUUAAAGGCGGUAGAUCUUGACCUAAAAACAAUUCACGAGGAACCUGGAGUCCACGACCUCCCAAUUACCCCAUUGUUUGCUUCAUUUUGUGCUCCGUGUGUUGCAGAAGCAGUGGCCACUGAUGACGAGUGUAAUUUUUUUGUUCUGGGAAAGAAAAUCUACAAUACGUUCACUUCCUCAAGCGAAGACAUCGAGAUCCCUUGCGUCUAUGACCCCUCAAACCCAAGAUCUUCUGCAAUCGUGGAAGCGUCAAAAAGGUCACCGAUCUUUAGCGCUGCAGGAGAAUUGUUCGUAGGCGAGAACCUCGCACAAAUAAUUUGUGCCGAGGUUGAUUGGAUAUUUCCAAAAGUGAAGAAUGAGCAGGUUUCGCCUGGAAAAAGCAUGCGCAGGCAAAAGUUUCUGAACAUAGAGGAGAAACAAGUAGUGGUGGUUGAUGACAAUAAAUCUCACAAGAAAGUUUGCACAGAGCUGAGUCCACAAAACAGGCCCGUCACAAGAGCAAAAGCCUUACAAACGGCGAUGGAUCAAGUUAACAGAAAGGGGAAAGGACCCGAGUUGUUGUGUUCCAACGACGAAGAGGAAGACCUUGAUCUCGAUCACCGAUCAAACAAUGAGGCAUACAGCGAUGAUGAAUGA